Messenger RNA from Penicillium riverlandense, 1440 nucleotides. RefSeq names its product mitochondrial processing peptidase. The transcript has 5 exons. Bases 1 to 1440 code for a protein of 479 amino acids. Gene Ontology annotation, cellular component: mitochondrion. NCBI's taxonomy places the organism in Eukaryota, Fungi, Ascomycota, Eurotiomycetes, Eurotiales, Aspergillaceae. The record is from RefSeq and is a predicted model, not a curated record. Gene Ontology annotation, molecular function: metalloendopeptidase activity; metal ion binding.
AUGGCUUCCCGCCGCCUCGCUUUCAACCUCAACCAGGCUCUGCGGAGCCGUGCGGCUCUGAAGUCCAUCCAGCCCGUCAAGCGAGGCUUUGCGUCGCCCGUUGCGUUGCCGUCCACCACCCAGUCGACCACCCUCUCCAACGGUUUCACCAUCGCCACUGAGCACUCCCCAUGGGCCCAGACCUCCACCGUCGGCGUGUGGAUCGAUGCCGGUAGCCGGGCAGAGACUGACAAGACCAACGGCACUGCGCACUUCCUCGAGCACCUUGCCUUCAAGGGCACAAACAAGCGGUCGCAGCACCAAUUGGAACUCGAGAUCGAGAACAUGGGCGCUCACCUCAACGCCUACACCUCGCGUGAAAACACCGUCUACUACGCCAAGUCCUUCAACGCCGACGUCCCCAAGGCCGUCGACAUCCUCGCCGACAUCCUCCAGAACUCCAAGCUGGAGCCAGCCGCCAUCGAGCGGGAGCGCGACGUGAUCCUGCGCGAGCAGGAGGAGGUUGACAAGCAGCUUGAAGAGGUUGUUUUCGACCACCUGCACGCCACCGCGUUCCAGAACCAGCCCCUGGGUCGCACCAUCCUCGGCCCCAAGGAGAACAUCCAGACCAUCUCCCGGGACAACCUGACCGACUACAUCAAGACCAACUACACUGCCGACCGCAUGGUCCUGGUCGGUUCCGGUGGCAUCCCUCACGAGCAGCUUGUGCGUCUGGCUGAGCAGCACUUCGGUGCUCUCCCCAGCAAGGCCCCGACCUCCGCGGCCCAGGCUCUCACUGCCGAGCAGAAGCGCACCCCCGAGUUCAUUGGCUCCGAGGUCCGUCUGCGUGAUGACACUGUCGGCUCCGCUCACAUCGCUCUCGCCGUCGAGGGUGUCAGCUGGAAGGAUGAUGACUACUUCACUGCCCUGGUCACCCAGGCCAUCGUCGGCAACUGGGACCGUGCCAUGGGCCAGUCUCCUUUCCUUGGCAGCAAGCUCAGCGCCCACGUCAACAACCACAACCUUGCCAACAGCUUCAUGAGCUUUUCCACCAGCUACAGUGACACUGGUCUCUGGGGUAUCUACCUGGUCUCGGAGAACUUCAGCCAGCUGGAUGACCUGGUCCACUUCACCCUCCGUGAGUGGUCCCGCCUCUGCAACAACGUCACCUCCGCCGAGGUCGAGCGCGCCAAGGCCCAGCUCAAGGCCUCCAUCCUCCUGUCUCUGGACGGCACCACCGCCGUUGCUGAGGACAUCGGCCGUCAGAUCAUCACCACCGGCCGCCGCCUCAGCCCCGAGGACAUCGAGCGCGCCGUCGGCCAGAUCUCCGAGAAGGACGUCAUGGACUUCGCCAGCCGCAAGCUGUGGGAUCAGGACAUCGCCAUGAGCGCCGUCGGCAGCAUCGAGGGUGUCCUCGACUACCAGCGCAUCCGCGGCGACAUGACCCGCAUGCUGUCGUGA